GCCUCAUAACGAGUUUUGUAAUCGACCUGUUAAUCGAAAACUCCUCUUUUUAGCCAGCCAUAUCGAAGCUAUAUUCAAAAUGGCAGCCUUUGAAAAACUAGCUGGCAUCUUCAAGCGUCCAAAGCAGAAAGAACCCGCCCACCGAGACCCAGGUGCAUCGUCGCCUAGAAAACACCCGGAACAUGGGAAACCAGAUGAAGACUCUGAUAGAAAUGCAUGUGGCGCCUUAAGUGAAAUCGGAGCGCCCGAGCCUUGCGAAUGCCCCGCGGAAGAAUCGCCAAAGAUCACACGUCGUGCAUCCUUGGAUCAACGGUUGUCGCAUUGUACAGAGCCCGGUGAACAUCACCAGGGGGACUUGUAUCGCGCUUUGAGCGAGGUUGCAACGCCUAGUCCUAUACGGAGACAAACAGAAGACGAACUGGCUUGCCAUCCUUCUCUUGACGAGCACUUCAGGAGCAUGUCACAUCAUUAGGUAUUCGCUUCGUUUAACCUGAAACCCCGAUUUCAAUCACAGUCGAUUCUCGAGACUCAAGGUGAGGAAUAUCUGUGCGAGUCCCUGAUAUUUCAUUGGCAAAAGGACUCGAUACUCGUACGGGAUUG
Messenger RNA from Aspergillus ochraceoroseus IBT 24754, 600 nucleotides. RefSeq lists its product as uncharacterized. Bases 80 to 472 code for a protein of 130 amino acids. Lineage: Eukaryota; Fungi; Ascomycota; Eurotiomycetes; Eurotiales; Aspergillaceae. The transcript has a single exon. The record is from RefSeq and is a predicted model, not a curated record.